GCCCCGCGGGACCAUGCAGAGGUCGCCCCUGGAAAAGGCCAGCGUCAUCUCCAAACUUUUCUUCAGCUGGACCAGACCAAUUUUGCGCAAAGGGUACAGGCAGCGCCUGGAACUAUCAGACAUAUACCAAAUUCCAUCUGUGGAUUCUGCUGACAAUCUCUCUGAAAAACUGGAAAGAGAAUGGGACAGAGAGCUGGCUUCAAAGAAAAAUCCCACACUCAUUAAUGCCCUUCGACGAUGUUUUUUCGGGAGAUUUAUGUUCUAUGGAAUCUUGCUCUAUUUAGGGGAGGUGACCAAAGCAGUACAGCCACUCCUACUGGGAAGAAUUAUAGCUUCCUAUGAUCCAGAUAACCAGGCAGAACGCUCCAUUGCCUUGUACCUGGCCGCAGGCUUGUGCCUUCUCUUCAUUGUGAGGACACUGCUCCUGCACCCAGCCAUUUUUGGCCUCCAUCAUAUUGGAAUGCAGAUGAGAAUAGCUAUGUUUAGUUUGAUUUAUAAGAAGACUUUAAAACUUUCGAGCCGGGUUCUAGAUAAAAUAAGUAUUGGACAACUUGUUAGUCUCCUUUCCAACAACCUGAACAAAUUUGAUGAAGGACUGGCACUGGCCCAUUUCGUGUGGAUCGCCCCCUUACAGGUGACGCUCUUGAUGGGGCUGCUCUGGGAGCUGCUCCAGGCCUCGGCCUUCUGCGGACUUGCCUUCCUGGUGGUCCUGGCCCUUUUCCAAGCCGGCCUCGGGAGGAUGAUGAUGAAGUACAGGGAUAAGAGAGCUGGGAAGAUCAAUGAGAGACUUGUGAUCACUUCUGAAAUGAUUGAAAAUAUCCAAUCUGUGAAGGCAUACUGCUGGGAGGAAGCAAUGGAAAAAAUGAUUGAAAACCUAAAACAAACAGAGCUGAAACUGACCCGGAAGGCAGCCUAUGUGAGAUACUUCAACAGCUCAGCCUUCUUCUUCUCAGGGUUCUUCGUGGUGUUUCUGUCUGUGCUACCUUACGCACUGCUCAAGGGAAUCAUCCUUCGAAAAAUAUUCACCACUAUUUCAUUCUGCAUCGUUCUGCGCAUGUCUGUCACUCGGCAGUUCCCCUGGGCUGUGCAAACCUGGUAUGACUCAUUUGCAGCAAUAAAUAAAAUACAGGAUUUUUUACAAAAGCAAGAGUAUCAGACCUUGGAAUACAACUUGACUACAACAGAUGUUGUGAUGGAAAACGUAACAGCCUUCUGGGAAGAGGGAUUUGGGGAAUUACUUGAGAAAGCAAAACAAAAUAAUAACAACAGCGACAUCCCCAAUGGUGACAGCAGCCUCUUCUUCAGUAACUUCGCACUACUCGGCACUCCUGUGCUCAGGGACAUCAAUUUCAAGAUCGAGAAAGGACAGCUGUUGGCAGUUGCUGGGUCUACUGGAGCAGGCAAGACCUCACUUCUGAUGAUGAUUAUGGGAGAACUGGAGCCCUCGGAAGGCACAAUCAGGCACAGUGGGAGAAUUUCCUUCUGCUCCCAGUUCUCCUGGAUCAUGCCCGGCACCAUUAAAGAGAACAUCGUCUUCGGGGUUUCCUAUGACGAGUACAGAUACAGGAGUGUCGUCAAAGCCUGCCAACUCGAAGAGGACAUUUCCAAGUUUGCUGAGAAAGACAAUAUUGUUCUUGGAGAGGGUGGAGUCACCCUGAGCGGAGGUCAGCGUGCCCGAAUCUCUUUGGCCAGAGCAGUAUACAAAGAUGCGGACUUGUACCUAUUAGACUCGCCUUUUGGAUACUUAGAUGUGUUAACAGAAAAAGAAAUUUUUGAAAGCUGUGUUUGUAAAUUGAUGGCGAACAAAACUAGGAUUUUGGUCACUUCUAAAAUGGAACAUUUAAGGAAAGCCGACAAAAUACUAAUUUUGCAUGAAGGUAGCAGUUAUUUUUAUGGGACAUUUUCUGAACUACAAAACCUGCGGCCAGACUUCAGCUCAAAGCUCAUGGGCUAUGAUUCUUUCGACCACUUCAGCGCAGACAGAAGAAACUCCAUCAUCACGGAGACCUUGCGGCGCUUCUCUCUAGAAGGAGAGGCUGCUGUCUCCUGGACUGACAACAGAAAGCAGUCUUUUAAGCAGACCGCAGAGAUCAGUGAAAAAAGGAAGAACUCUAUUCUCAAUUCCAUCAACUCCAUGAGAAAGUUUUCCAUUGUCCAGAAGGCUCCGCUGCCAAUGAACGGCAUCGACAAGGACUCUGAUGAGCCCCUGGAGAGAAGGCUGUCCUUAGUGCCCGACUCUGAGCAGGGGGAGGUCAUCCUGCCCAGAAGUAAUGUGAUCCACACGGGCCCCACGUUUCAGAGGCGGAGGAGACAGUCUGUGCUGAACCUGAUGACCCGCUCCUCCAUCCACCAAGGCCAAAACAGUCACCGCAAGACAGCAGCAUCCUCACGAAAGAUGUCUAUGGCCCCGCAAGCCAGCCUGACAGAGAUGGACAUAUAUUCAAGAAGACUCUCGCAAGACAGCGGCUUAGAAAUAAGCGAAGAAAUUAAUGAAGAGGAUCUAAAGGAAUGCUUUUUGGACGACGUGGAGAGCAUACCGGCCGUGACCACGUGGAACACGUACCUUCGCUACAUUACCGUCCACAAGAGCUUAAUUGUUGUGCUCAUUUGGUGUGUCGCCAUCUUUCUGGCUGAGGUGGCUCUUUCUUUGGUCGUGUUGUGGCUGCUUCGAAGUUCCUCUCUACAAGACAAAGGAAAUAGCACUACUGUGAAUGCCACUAACAGUAGCACCUAUGGCAUCAUCGUCACUGGCACCAGCUCGUUUUAUGUUUUCUACAUCUAUGUGGGAGUAGCCGACACUCUGCUGGCCCUGGGAUUCGCUAGGGGUUUGCCACUGGUACAUGCCCUCAUCAAAGUGUCGAACAUUUUACACCGCAAAAUGUUGCAUUCUGUUCUUCAAGCACCUAUGUCGACCUUCAACACGUUGAAAGCAGGUGGGAUUCUUAAUAGAUUCUCCAAAGAUAUAGCCAUUUUGGAUGAUCUUCUGCCUCUUACCAUGUUUGACUUCAUCCAGUUGUUACUGAUCGUGAUCGGCGCUGUGACAGUGGUCUCCGUGUUGCUGCCGUACAUCUUCCUGGCAACGGUGCCUGUGAUCGUGGCGUUUGUCUUACUGAGAGCCUACUUCCUCCACACCUCUCAGCAGCUCAAACAACUGGAGUCAGAAGCCAGGAGUCCAAUUUUCACUCAUCUCGUGACAAGCUUAAAAGGACUAUGGACGCUCCGUGCCUUUGGACGCCAGCCUUACUUCGAAACCUUGUUCCACAAAGCUAUGAAUUUGCACACUGCUAACUGGUUCUUGUACCUGUCAACACUUCGCUGGUUCCAAAUGAGAAUAGAGAUGAUUUUUGUCAUCUUCUUCAUUGCUGUUACCUUCAUUUCCAUUUUGACAACAGGUCUCUGUUACUUAUGGCUGAAAAGCACUUACUUUGAGCCACCUGAGAGGAUUUAUGAUCAAAAUGACUUGAACUCUCUUGUUAUGUGCUUCACAAUGCGCUCGGUAAGCCGAGUCUUUAGGUUUAUCGACAUGCCAACUGAAGAAUGUAAACCUGCCCAACCAAUCAAGCCAUUUAAGGAUGGCCAGCUCUCCAAAGUGAUGGUUAUUGAGAAUCAGCACGUCAAGAAAGAGGACACCUGGCCUUCAGGGGGUCAAAUGACCGUUAAAGACCUCACAGCAAAAUAUACAGAUGGUGGCAAUGCCAUAUUGGAAAAUAUUUCCUUCACAAUUAGUCCUGGUCAGAGGGUGGGCCUGUUGGGAAGAACUGGAUCAGGGAAAAGCACACUGUUAUUGGCUUUCCUGAGGCUGCUGAACACCACCGGAGAAAUCCAGAUUGAUGGGGUGUCCUGGGACUCAAUCACUUUGCAGCAGUGGAGGAAAGCCUUUGGGGUGAUCCCACAGAAAGUAUUCAUCUUUUCUGGAACAUUUAGAAAAAACUUGGAUCCCUAUGAACAGUGGAGUGAUGAAGAAAUAUGGAAAGUUGCAGAUCAGGUUGGACUCAGAAACGUGAUAGAGCAGUUCCCUGGGAAGCUUGAUUUUGCCCUUGUGGACGGGGGCUGUGUCUUAAGCCAUGGCCACAAGCAGCUGAUGUGCUUGGCCAGAUCUGUGCUCAGUAAGGCGAAGAUCUUGCUGCUUGAUGAACCCAGUGCUCAUUUGGAUCCCAUAACAUACCAAAUCAUCCGAAGAACUCUAAAACAAGCAUUUGCUGAUUGCACAGUCAUCCUCUGUGAGCACAGGAUAGAAGCGAUGUUGGAAUGUCAGCGCUUUUUGGUCAUAGAGGAGAACAAAGUGCGGCAGUACGAUUCCAUCCAGAAGCUGCUGAGCGAGAAGAGCCUCUUCCGGCAGGCCAUCAGCCCCUCGGAUCGUCUGAAGCUCUUCCCACACAGAAACUCCAGCAAAUACAAGUCUCGGUCCAAAAUCGCCGCUCUGACGGAGGAGACGGAAGAAGAGGUGCAAGAAACGCGGCUCUAGAGAACAGGCCACUGUUGGCCUGGGGCACGUCCCUUAUGGAGUCCAGGGCAAGAACGCUGGCGGAUGCCUCACAGAACAAGGAUCAAUAAUGUUUCAGAAAAGGGAAAAUUAGGAGGAAGUAAGGACAUUCAUCGGGGUCUGGAUUCAUGGCUUCCUGACACUGGUCAGCUUGUGUGACAGGUAACCUCAAGCUCGUGGAGGUUUCCCGUUCAUGUUACACAAGCCGCAAGGUCUCUGCAAGGUCUCGCCCAUUGGUUCUGUAAUUGGAAGGUGGCUACACGUCAAGCAGCUUAAUAGCGUGGGGAAAUGCGAUCAUUUGUACAAUUGGAGACAGACAGAAACCAUAUGACUUAGACGUUGAAAUGUUGGUAACUGGAAACUUUAGCAGUUUAUUUCCAUUUAUAUUCCCACUUAUCUCUUCUUCCACCAAGAUAUUUGCAGCCAGUAACUUGCAGCCCCAAGAUCUUUAGAAGCACAACCAAGGUGUCUGUUAAGCCAGUGUUGGAAUACGGUGAGCGUUGCAAGAGAGUUCACCAAAGUAUGCCUUACUCUGUAUCUAGUAGGGGAAGGGAAUCUUCAGACUCUGGAAAUUGGGAUCAGGACCUACAGCUCUAACAGUGAUCCAAGUCAUUCAGAUAAUCAAGCCACGCCCCUUGCAGGGGGCUGUUACAGUCCCAUGCAGGAGACAGAGGCUAAAACAAGCAAACCAACCAACGAACAGGAUCACGGUCCAGGGCGCUCUUUGGCUUCAGGCUCCCUAGGAAAGCCUCAGACUGUCUGUGCUGAAUGGGAGCGAGAAGACAUCCUUCAGGAAGAGUCCAAACGGAAUAAACUUGUUUUAUAUGCUCCUGUUAGGGAAUUUUUAUGAUACAAAUGAAAUUUUCUCUAGGAAAUGUUAUUUAUUUUAAUAAUGUUUCAGACUCGCAUGUAACAUUUCUGUAUUUGAAGAAUGAUCAUUUUAUGGAUUCUAUUUGUAUAAGAGAAUUUUUAUAUUUUGAAAUGUUGACAUUUGAUGGCACUAGGUAUAUUUUAU
Messenger RNA from Echinops telfairi (small Madagascar hedgehog), 5498 nucleotides. It is a transcript of the gene CFTR, whose product is annotated as CF transmembrane conductance regulator. The record is from RefSeq and is a predicted model, not a curated record. Gene Ontology annotation, cellular component: plasma membrane; cytosol; apical plasma membrane. Gene Ontology annotation, biological process: bicarbonate transport; chloride transmembrane transport. Gene Ontology annotation, molecular function: ATP binding; ABC-type transporter activity; chloride channel activity. Bases 14 to 4465 code for a protein of 1483 amino acids. NCBI's taxonomy places the organism in Eukaryota, Metazoa, Chordata, Mammalia, Afrosoricida, Tenrecidae. The transcript has 27 exons.